Molecule: messenger RNA, 1410 nt
Organism: Raphanus sativus (radish)
Lineage: Eukaryota; Viridiplantae; Streptophyta; Magnoliopsida; Brassicales; Brassicaceae
Product: probable WRKY transcription factor 30
Exons: 3
Coding region: 78-1022 (314 amino acids)
Biological process (GO): regulation of DNA-templated transcription
Cellular component (GO): nucleus
Molecular function (GO): transcription cis-regulatory region binding; DNA-binding transcription factor activity
Source: RefSeq, a predicted model, not a curated record
CACAAUACACAUACAUCCUCUUAUUAACACAUAUUUAGUACCACUUUUGAUCCAUAUUAUUUCACUCUCUUAACGUAAUGGAGAGGAAAAGUAAUAGUGGAGAGUGGGAGAAGAUGAAGAAAGAGAUCCACGAGCUGAUGACAGAAGGAAUAGACUAUGCUCACCAGCUCAAGUCUCAACUCGGCUCUUCUUCAUCUGAUCUAGAAUCACGUGAGCAUUUGGCCAAGAAGAUUCUUGAAUCUUACCACAAGUCUCUUACCAUUAUGAAUCACUCGGGCGAACUCGAGCAAGUUUCUCCCCAUAUCCACGGUGGAGGAAGCCCCAAGAGCGAUGAUUCCGACCAAGAACACCACCAAACCAUCACGAGUUCGAAGAAGUCAAUGCCAAGGUGGACGGAAAAAGUCAGAAUUACCCCUGGAGUUGAGAUUGAUAGAAUGCUUGACGAUGGGUUCAGCUGGAGAAAGUACGGCCAAAAGGAUAUCCUCGGAGCCAAAUUUCCAAGGGGAUACUAUAGAUGCACGUAUAGAAAAUCUCAAGGAUGUGAAGCCACCAAACAAGUCCAGAGAUCCAACGAAAAUCAGAUGCUCUUUGAGAUUAGUUACCGUGGAAUACAUUCUUGCUCCCAAGCCGCUAAUGUUCGUUCAGCCAUUCCGGUGCGAGUUCUUGAACCAGACCAGACUCAAGGACACGAAAAUCUUGAGAUGGUGAAGGAAAGUCUAGACACUGAUAAUCACAACUACAAUCAUCAACCACAUUUGCAUCAAUCCAUGCAAUAUCCUUUGUCCUCUACCCCAACUCUAGAGAGUAACAAUAUGAUGCUUCAACUGAGAGAUCAAAACAUUGACUUUUUCGGAUCUACGAGUUUCUCUAGUGAUCUAGGAGCUAAUGUCAACUAUGAUUAUCUGGCUUCUCACAAUGUUGGCUCAGUUUCUCACUCUACAUCAAACUCUCCUUCGGAAUCUCCGUUUGAAAGCUUUGAUCCAAAUAAUCCAUUCAAAGGUUUUGGAGGGUUCUAUUCUUAGUUACUCACUAAGAGAGGGGAAAGAAGUUCUACGCGAUCUUCUCAUUAAAGAGAGAGAGAUGUAGUUAUUUAUAAUAGCUAAUCAGUUCCACCAGUAAUUCUACUUAAUUUCCCGAUCAUGUUUUCUUUUCUUUUUUUUUUGUCUUUUUGUUUACUUAUUGAAUAAGCCUUAUUUUGAGAUCUAUGUUGAAACAACCAGACUUGUAUUCUAUAUAUAAGCCAUGGUUUUCUUUAUCAAAUGUUGUUGUAACAAAUUUGAAUCUUUCUGUUGCAAAUUUGAGAUUAUUAAAAUUGAGAUUAAAAGUUUAGAUUAGUUAAGAAUGUAUACACUUUAUCAAAUGUAUUUCUAUGGUUUUCCAUCAAGCUUGUAAAAUUCUAUAUGGCCUCAA